AUGAGUUAAAUUGAAUUUGUUCUUCCGAAUGGAAACAUUCGUACAUAUGAAAUUAAAAAUUAAGAUCAAGAUUAGGUUUAUUACAGAAACAUAUCCAAAGGUAAAACUAAUUAACAUACUUCUUUAGAUUUAAAAUUAGAUUGCCCUGAAGAAUUUGUAGGAGUAUAUGAUUUGACUGAAAAAAAUUUAGUAAGCAAAUUUUAUCAUAAGUAAUCAAUUAAUUUAAAACUUUAGAUUGCUCCCAGAAAGACAAUAUAAAUUAUUUUAUAUGAAUUAAGCAAUUAAUACAAUUAAUGGUUUUGAGUAGAAAUUCUUAAAAUCAAAUGAAGAAAAUAAAAAAUUAUAAGUGGAGAUAGGUGAAAUUAAAAAAAGAUAAGAGGCAGAAAUUUAAGAAAUUACAAUUAGAUAAGAAGCAAAAAUAAAAGAAAUUUAAGCGAUGAAUCAUUCAAAUAGGGAAGUUUAGGAAAAAUUAAAAGAAGCUGAAAAAGAAUUAAAAGAAGCUGAAAAAGAAUUAAAAGUAAGGCAAGAUAAGAUAAAAGAUUUGUUAGAGGAUAAGAAGAAAUUAUAAUAUGAUUUAUAAUAAAAUAAUUCUUUGCAAGAAGUGUAGAAAAAAGAUAUGGAUAAAUAAUUGUAAGAAAAAAAGGAUGAAAUUAAAAAUCUAACGGAAUAGUGUUAAAGAUAAGCUUAAGAUAUAGAAAAUCAUUUAAGGGCAUUUAAUUGGGAAAGAUAAAGUAAACAAUAAGUUAUAGAAUAAUUUAACAAAUAUUAAUAAGAUGCUCAGAUAUAUAUUUAAAAAUGGCAAUAAUAUGGAGCUUAGUUAGAAUAUGAAAAAAAGUAAAUUGAAUCUGACAAGAUAGAAUCUGAACAGAAUUACAAUAGAUUAAAAAGGAAAUAUGAUUAAUUAGAAAACGAUCUUAGAUAAUAAAAAGAUUCAUAUACUUAAUUAGAUAACGAAAAAUAGAAUUUGGAAACGUCAGUCUCAAAUUUAAAAAGAGAAAUAAAGAAUUAAUAAUUUAAACAAAACCAAGAACUUAAUGAAAAGAAAAUAUAAUAUGACUUAAUAUGCAAUGAAAUUAGUGAAUUAAAAGGUGAAAAGGAAAAAAUUAACUCAAAGCUAAUUAGUUAAACAAAUAGAGUUAGAUAGCUUCAGGAAGAAUUAAAUUAGCAUUAAGAUGUUCAUUAAAAUGUAGGGUAACAAUAAGCUGAACAGUUUUAAACAUUAUAAAGAAAAUUAACUUCAGCAUUAGCAGAAAAAGAAGAAUUAUAAGAAUAAAAAGAAAACUUUCAGCAAAAAAUCACAGAAUUAUAAAACAAUCUAAAUAAAUAAAAAACCGAAAAUAGCAAUUUAAUAAAUUAAUUGAAUACUUUAGAACAUAAACUAAGAUCAGUUUAAGAAGAAUUAAAUUAAGAUUUAAAUAAUAAACUAAAAUAAAUAGAUUAAUACAAAUUUUAAAUUGAAAAUUUAUCAAAAACAAAAAAUUGUGAGAUGGAAGAGUAUUACUAGAAAUAAUAAGAUGAUUAAAAAAGAUGGUAAUCUAAAGAAUAGAAUUUAGAAAAUGAGAUUCUAAGACUAAAAGGAGAACUAGAAAAAUCUAUAAAAGAGAAACAUACUUUAUAAUAAAAGGCUGAAGAAGAAAGAAAAGCAUUAUAACAUUAAAUUAAUGAAAGUGAUAGUAAGAUGGUAGAAAAGGAAAAAGAGCUAGUUGCAAUAUAAAAUGCAGCUAUUGUGCCUGUUUAUUAAUUUAGAAUCUAAAGAUUAGUAGAAUAAGUGCCAAGAGAAUAUAACAAAGAGAUUGAAUUUGCGAUUGAGUAAAUGAUGUUAGAUAAAGUGAAUCUAGGAUAAUUUUUAAAAGAUAAAUAAGCAUAAUGCAAAGAAUAAGAUUUUAAAUUAUUUUAAGCUAAAUUAAAUAGAAGAGCAGAGAAUACAUUAUAUAAUAUCAGUGAUUAAGAUUAUAGAAGAAUUGUUGACUUAAGUGAUAUUGGAGAUAUUAGUGGUGUUUACUGUCAAGUACCAGUUUAAUCAAGUGAAUAAGCUUUAGAUAAAUAUUUCUUAUUUAAAUGCACUAAAUGUCCUAAUAAAAAACAGUUAGAAGGUAAAAUAUUUGGUAUAAAACAAUGCAAAAAAUAAGAUGCUGAAGAAUUAGAGACAAAAGAAACAGCUAUUGAUAACAGUUUGGCUACUCUUAUCACUUAAGAUUUUAUGAAUAAAUUUAUAAAAGAAUUAAGGGAUUAAAAAGCUUAAAAUAUUCUAGAAUUUAAAUUUAGAGAUUAAUAUAUUUUAGAAACAAAAAAACAUUUUAAACAAUAUUUAUAAGAAAUAAUACAAAAUUAAUAAAUUAUGAAUGAAGGUAUUAAAAACUUUGUAACAUUUAUUUAAGCAUUGAAUGAUGAUUAAUCUAAUGAAUUUUAUGAUUAUAUUAAAGAAUAUUAAAUUGAUAAAGCUCAACCCAAAGAUGGAAAUAUUAUAUAAGCAUAUUUGAAGAUUCAAAAAGAUAAUAGACUUGAAUAAAUAUAUAAAAAUUUUAAUCCAGACAAUAUUAAAAAACAAUUAAACCAUUUUGUUGAUUAUAUAGGAGGAAAUAUGAAAGAAAUGCCAUUAUAACUUGUAUUUUAUAUUAAGUAUAAUUUAGUUUUAUACCAUCUAAGAAAUUGAAAUGAAACCAGAUUUCAAAAAAUUCAAUGGAGGACAUUUGAGAUUUGAGACUUGCUAGUAAGGUAAGUUUCUUUCUGCAUUCACUUAUUAUUCAAUAAUAAGAAGUUAAAGAUAAUUGUGUAUAUCCCAUUUGUAAGGGGUGGAUAAUUUAUUAUAUGAUCCAUUGGUUUCUACUUAUGAUGGAUUUUUGGAUAAAUUAGACUAAGGAUAUAAUGAAAUAAGAACUAUGGAAUCAAAGUUUUUAUCAGAAACAAACCUAAAUAAAGGAAUAGAAUAUAUGAAAGCGCUUGGUAUCAAAUGGAGUUGA
This is a messenger RNA of Paramecium sonneborni, 2960 nucleotides long. NCBI's taxonomy places the organism in Eukaryota, Ciliophora, Oligohymenophorea, Peniculida, Parameciidae. The record is from the annotation of a GenBank genome assembly.